AAAAUGUGUACCGGGCCAGGUCCCAUUGCUUCUGGGGGCGGCUGUUGUCUGCGCUGCGCUGCCAGGUCAGCCCAUCGGUGAGCAGCGACACGCCCAAGCGGUCAGUAGCCAAUUCACCCUUCAGCAACGCCAACAAACAUGCCCUUGCAUGAUAGUUACGGUGUAUGAAGAGUAUGUGCCUGGGAUUAUGGGGCCGGAAAGGCUAAGGAAAAGCCAAGAUGGCAAUAAACACUCCCUAGUGGACAUUGACUUGGAAACGUGUCUAUCGUCGGGAGGAUUGAGACGAAUGAAAAAGAAACUUCAUGUCCUUUGUGCUUCUCUGUGCCGUCCCGCUUUGAUCCUGAUCCAUUAUGAUCCAUCCAGACAGACACGAAGGAACCCAUAUUGGGUCGGUCUGUGUCUGUCUCUGCCCAGUCUAACAAACGAAUGGAGUCACGUCCCAUCGUAA
Messenger RNA from Fusarium venenatum, 448 nucleotides. NCBI's taxonomy places the organism in Eukaryota, Fungi, Ascomycota, Sordariomycetes, Hypocreales, Nectriaceae. The record is from RefSeq and is a predicted model, not a curated record.